Messenger RNA from Rana temporaria (common frog), 1802 nucleotides. Its product is annotated as zinc finger protein OZF-like. Gene Ontology annotation, molecular function: DNA-binding transcription repressor activity, RNA polymerase II-specific. NCBI's taxonomy places the organism in Eukaryota, Metazoa, Chordata, Amphibia, Anura, Ranidae. The annotation marks the transcript as partial. The transcript has 2 exons. Gene Ontology annotation, biological process: negative regulation of transcription by RNA polymerase II. The record is from RefSeq and is a predicted model, not a curated record.
CAGACUGUGAGGGACGGUGCCGGACCAUCGUAUUCCUCUCAUCCUGAGGAACCUCAGACUGUGCGGGACGGUGCUGUCCUUCUAGCACAGAAGAGGUUUCCGUGUCCUGAGUGUGGAAAAAGUUAUUCAAAGAGGUCCACUCUUUACAAACAUAAGAGAUCACACACGGGGGAGAAGCCAUUUUCCUGUCCUGAGUGUGAGAAAUGUUUUUCAGAUAAGUUCCAUCUCAACAGACAUCAGAGAUCUCACACAGGUGAGAAGCCAUAUUCCUGUCCUGAGUGCUGGAAAUGUUUUGGACACAAAUCAACACUUGUCAUACAUCUGAGAUCUCACACGGGGGAGAAGCCGUUUUUCUGUCCUGAGUGUGGAAAAUGUUUUGAACGAAAAUCAAAACUUGCCGCACAUCAGAAAUCCCACACGGGGGCGAAGCCGUUUUUUUGUCCUGAGUGCGCAAAAUGUUUUGGAGAAAAAUCAAAACUUGUCAGACAUCAGAUAUCUCACACGGGGGAGAAACCGUUUUUCUGUCCUGAGUGCGGGAAAUGUUUUGGACAUAAAUCAAAUCUUGUCAAACAUCAGAGAUUUCACACGGAAGAGAAGCCGUAUUCCUGUUCUGAGUGCGGGAAACGUUUUUCAGAUAAGUCAAGAUUUGAUAAACAUCAGAGAUCUCACACAGUGGAGAAGCCGUAUUCCUGUUCUGAGUGCGGGAAAUGUUUUACAAUGAAGUCCAGUCUUUACAGACAUCAGAGAUUACACACGGGGGAGAAGCCGUAUUCCUGUGCUGAGUGUGGGAAAUGUUUUACAGCGAAGUCCAGUCUUUACAGACAUCAGAGAUCUCACACGGGGCAGAAGCCGUAUUCCUGUACUGAGUGCGGGAAAUGUUUUGGACAAAAAUCAAAACUUGUCAUACAUCAGAGAUCUCACACGGGGGAGAAGCCGUUUUUCUGUCCUGAGUGUGGGAAAUGUUUUAGAGAAAAAUCAAAACUUGUCAUACAUCAGAGAUCUCACACGGGGGAGAAGCCGUUUUUCUGUCCUGAGUGCGGUAAAUGUUUUGGAGAAAAAGCAAAACUUGUCAUACAUCAAAGAUCUCACACGGGGGAGAAGCCGUUUUUAUGUCCUGAGUGCGGGAAAUGUUUUGGACAUAAAGGAAAUCUUGUCGUACAUCAGAGACUUCACACGGGAGAAAAGCCAUAUUCCUGUAUUGAGUGCGGGAAAUGUUUUGGAAAAAAUUCUGAUCUUGUCACACAUCGGAGAUCUCACACGGGGGAAAGGCCAUAUUGUUGUCCUGAGUGCGGGAAAUGUUUUUCAGAUAAGUCCAGAUUUGAUAAACAUCAGAGAUCUCACACAGUGGAGAAGCCGUAUUCCUGUGCUGAAUGUGGAAAUCGUUUUACAGUGAAGUCCAGUCUUUACAGACAUCAGAGUUCUCACAUGAGGGAAAAGUCACUUUCCUGUUCUGAGUGCGGGAAAUGUUUUUCAGAUAAGUCCAGAUUUGAUAAACAUCAGGGAUUGCACACGGGGGAGAAGCCGUAUUCCUGUUCUGAGUGUGGAAAUUGUUUUACAAGGAAGUCCAGUCUUUACAGACAUCAGAGAUCUCACAUGAGGAAGAAGUCACUUUCCUGUCCUGAGUGAGGGAAUUGUUCCCUAGAUGGUUGCCAUCUUCAAGCGUCAAUCCUGAAGAAGCUAAUAGAGCGAAACGCGUUGAUUUUUACACACUUAUAUCAUCGCAUAUCGUCUGCCUUUAAUAUCUCACCUGUCUCUUACUUUAUGGUCUUAAUGUGAUACAAUAAACUCCUGUUUUUUUUUUU